This is a messenger RNA of Neohortaea acidophila, 1716 nucleotides long. RefSeq names its product mitochondrial carrier domain-containing protein. The transcript has a single exon. Gene Ontology annotation, molecular function: pyrimidine nucleotide transmembrane transporter activity. Gene Ontology annotation, biological process: pyrimidine nucleotide import into mitochondrion. Bases 168 to 1373 code for a protein of 401 amino acids. The record is from RefSeq and is a predicted model, not a curated record. Lineage: Eukaryota; Fungi; Ascomycota; Dothideomycetes; Mycosphaerellales; Teratosphaeriaceae. Gene Ontology annotation, cellular component: mitochondrion.
GAUCUCGGAAAGAAGGCACGAGGACAGCAUUCUCGACUGCAAUCCUCUUCCACCGCAUGAAUCUUCUUCCCACGUCAUCCCUCUACCAACUCCCACCUACACCCCUCAUCUCCAUUCUUCCGAGCAUGCCGCAGCGACCGCGAUAACGUUUGCAUGGCUUGAGGAUCAUGUCCACCGAACAUGGCUCGCCGCCGGUGAAAGAGAGGCUCAAGCCGAACACUUCGUUCCCCACGGUGGCAAGAUGGUGCGCCAACCUCUCCACCCCGACCAUCAACUCCUUCUCCGGUGCCAUGGCCGGUAUGGCUAGCGGCAUCGUCACCUGCCCGCUCGAUGUCAUCAAGACCAAGCUGCAAGCUCAAGGUUCCUUUGCUACCGCCGGCGUUCCGGGCAAGACCCCGUCCACGGCAAUAAUAUAUCGAGGGCUGUUCGGAACAGCGCGAACGAUCCUGCGACAAGAUGGUUACAAGGGCAUGUAUCGCGGUCUCGGGCCAAUGCUUCUGGGCUAUCUUCCCACCUGGGCCGUGUACAUGUCUGUAUAUGACAGCAGCAAGGAUUGGUUCUAUACCCACCAUUAUGGCAUCACCGAGAACGACAAAUGGCUGCCUCGCGUAUAUGCGUCUCUCCUCGCCGGCGCCUUCAGCACCAUUGCCACAAAUCCCAUCUGGGUUAUCAAGACUCGACUGAUGUCACAAGUCUCGCGUACUGCCACGGACGGCGCACGUACUCCCUGGAACUACACUAGCACUAUAGAUGCCGCGCGGAAGAUGUACAGAGCAGAAGGCCUUGGCGCAUUCUACUCCGGCCUAGCCCCAGCCCUCCUUGGCCUCACCCACGUUGCAAUUCAAUUCCCCCUAUACGAGUACUUCAAGCAGCGAAUCACCGGCUACGAAAUGGGCGAAGCCCCAGCCGAAUCAGGCAAAUCCUGGACUAACAUCUUCGGCAUCCUCACCGCCACCCUACUGUCCAAAGUCUGCGCAACAAGCGCCACCUACCCACACGAAGUCCUACGCACCCGCCUCCAGACGCAACAGCGCUACGUGCAGCCGGAAUCAUCUAACGGUGUCCAAGGCUCACACCACUCUCAACGCCUCCCAACUCGGCCUGUCGGCUCUUCCGACGGCCUCCGCUACGAACCGCGCUACAAAGGCGUCAUCCGCACAUUCAAAGUCAUCCUGCGGGAAGAAGGAUGGCAUGCAUUCUACAACGGCAUGGGCACAAAUAUGAUCCGCGCCGUGCCCGCGGCCAUGACGACGAUGCUGACGUUCGAGAGUGUCAAGGGCGCGAUUGGCGGAUUACAAGACGAAGGAAAGAUGCUCAUGCGAGAAGAGGAAGAAAGUUGGGCGCGACAACCUGAGAACAGGAAGUGGUCAUGAAGAGAAACUGUGAACUUUGACUUUUCCGGACGAGAACCUGUGACGGCGGCGGGAAUCGGCGGAACGACGCAUGCAUGAUGGACAUUUUCGGCCCUUUGCAUUUGGAGCAUAUGCAGCACGCUGGGUUGAUGGAUGAUUGAGCGUUUUCCGGCGUACUGAGUAAGAGGUGGAUGUGUGCAUUGCGCUGAUGGGGGAGGCUCGGGAACCCUUGGUAGUAUGUGCAUCCCUGCGAUGAUUCAAAUGUUUUGAGUAAACUCACUUCAAUGCAAGAAGUUCACUUCACUUGAUGGUGCGCACGUGAGAGUGGCACGUGAGGGUGGGUCCUGCGCGUUAGCCUGUUUCU